AUGGCCUCUCCCGCAGACUCCCCCGUUCACAACAUCACCACCAAGGCUCAGUUCGACGAGCUUGUCAAGACCACCCCUUACGUUGCUCUCCAGGCCCACGCCUCGUGGUGCGGUCCCUGCAAGGCCAUCUCCCCCAUCUUCAACAAGCAGGCUAAGGACCACACCUCCGAGAAAUUCGCUUUCGCCAAAUUCGACACCGACGAUGUCCCCGACCUUGCCUUUGAACUCGGCAUCCGCUCCAUUCCCGCCUUCUUCUUCUUCGAGAACGGCGACAAGGACAGCGACCUGAUGGGUGCCGUUCCUCCCAAGCUGACCGCUGCUAUCGGCGGUUACGCCGCCAAGGCCAAGGGCGGUGCUGAGGAGAAGCCUGCUGAGGAGAACACUCUCAAGACCGACGAGAACUUCUAA
This is a messenger RNA of Fusarium coffeatum, 408 nucleotides long. RefSeq lists its product as uncharacterized. The transcript has a single exon. NCBI's taxonomy places the organism in Eukaryota, Fungi, Ascomycota, Sordariomycetes, Hypocreales, Nectriaceae. The record is from RefSeq and is a predicted model, not a curated record. Bases 1 to 408 code for a protein of 135 amino acids.